AUGUACACCGACUUGUUGACCUUCGCCUUUCGCGGUCCUGUUCACCAUGACCCCGAGCGCCCGUUGUACAUCGACGCGGAGGACCCCGAGCGUUCCUUCAAUGCGCGGCAGUUUGAGACGCUGGUUCGAAUGCUGAUUGCGGGCCUAAAAGCCCACCAUGUGCAAAGAGGGGACUGUGUGCUGGUCCACCUGGGGAAUAGUAUCAUAUACCCCGCCCUCUUCUUCAGCAUCAUCGGCGCUGGCGGCGUCUUCAUGGGCUCGAACGCCCGCAGCCAACCACAGGAGCUGGACCAUAUUCUUCAGCUGGCGCAGCCCCGACUAAUCAUCACGUCGCGCGAGGCCCUGCCCACGGUGCUGAGCGUGUCAGCCGACCGGGGAAUUCUCCCCAGCCAGGUGUGCGUGCUGGACGAGGCUGCAGGUGAUCACAUCGCCCACCGUCUCCUGGUCGGCCCACUGGCCUACGCGGUUGCAGGUGCGCCAUAUCUCCCGAGCGGCGACAACAGCUCCUGCAUGAACUUCGCCCACCUCCUCGGCUACGGCGAGAGCGAUUGGGUGGCCUUCCAGGACGAGGCCAGGGCCAAAGCCACGCCCGCCGCGAUGUUCUCCACCAGCGGCACCGGAGGCCUGCCCAAGGCGGCCCUCCUCUCCCACCACGCUAUCGUGUCCCAUCACCGCAGCAUCCACUACGAGGUGCCCUACGAGGUGUCCCGGCUCAUGUCUUUGCCCAUGUUCCAUCUGUUUGGCGCCCUGUGGACCCACCUGUUCCCCAUCCGCCACGGCCAGCCCCUGUUCGUGCUGUCGCGCUUCGAUCUGACCCAGUUCGUCGCCGCCGUGUACCAGUACCGUAUCACCGAGACCUACAUGGUCCCGGCCAUGAUUCACACCUUCCACCGCUCCACCCUGCCCAUCGCGGACUACCUGGCCUCCCUCCGCUACGUUGGCGUGGCGGGCGCCCCCAUCGACGCGGCCGCCAUGCAACAGUUCCAGGAAUUCCUCCAGCCGAAUGCCCAGGCCUCCCAGCUCUGGGGCAUGACCGAGGCGGGCGUGGUGUUCCAGAACCGGUACGGCGAGCCGGGCCACGCCGGAAGCAUCGGCCGGCUGCUCCCUGGAUACGAGGUGCGGCUGGUCGGACAGGAUGGGCAGCUGGUGGUGGAGGACAACCGCCCCGGCGAGCUGUACGUGCGCGGUGCUGGCCUAAUGAGCGGGUAUAAGGGACGCAGCGACGCGAAGGACGCGCAGGGGUGGUUCCGCACGGGGGAUGUGGCGUACUUCAAUGGCGGGUUGUUCUACAUCUACGGCCGCACGAAGGAGCUGAUCAAAGUUCGCGGAUGGCAAGUAGCCCCCGCGGAGCUGGAGGGAGUGCUGCUGAAGCACCCGGAGAUCGACGACGCGGCGGUGAUUGGGGUUACAUCGCAAGACGGCAGCACGGAGCUGCCGCGGGCGUUUGUGGUGCGAGCCAAGAGGGGGGCAGGCAGCCGAGUGACGGCGGAGGAGGUGUAUCAGUUCUCGCGGCGACAAUUGGCCAGCUACAAGGCGCUGGACGGGGGGGUGGUCUUUGUCGAGGAGAUUCCGCGCACGGCCAGUGGCAAGAUCCAACGCUUCAAGCUGUCGCAGAUGAACACCUACCGUGAGAUCGUGAGCUCACUCCUGGCGCAGUACAAGGGGCCCAGUCUCCAGACGGUGGGGAUCAUGCAUCCCGGACACAUCACGGUUUGA
Molecule: messenger RNA, 1716 nt
Organism: Aspergillus heteromorphus CBS 117.55
Lineage: Eukaryota; Fungi; Ascomycota; Eurotiomycetes; Eurotiales; Aspergillaceae
Gene: afeA
Product: adenylate-forming enzyme AfeA
Exons: 3
Coding region: 1-1716 (571 amino acids)
Biological process (GO): secondary metabolic process
Molecular function (GO): CoA-ligase activity
Source: RefSeq, a predicted model, not a curated record